ACAUUUCGAGAACUCUGAGCAAACAGCGCACAGUUGUCUCAGAUCAUCCAUGGAGACCAUUCGAUCAACCUUCCCAAUUUUCCAAACCAACCCAGUUUUCCUCACUCCGAAGCCUCUAAAACCCUUCAAGGUUUCCAUCAAACCUCCACCACCAGACUUCAAUUUCAGGUCAGAAAUUUCAGACCACUCAAAAGCCACAAUAGCCAAAACUCACCCUGAGUUGCUUGAUUUGGCUGAAAAUGGGACUUUGUUCUUCAUCGACAAGAGCCGGUUUGGUCCAGUUCCGGCCUGGAGGACCGAGUUCGUCGAACCGGAGGCCAUCUGGUUAGUUGGCACCACUCAUAUUUCUCAAGACUCUGCUCUGGAGGUUGAGCGCGUAGUCCGGGCAGUGAAGCCAGACAAUGUGGUGGUUGAGCUCUGCAGAAGCAGAGCUGGGAUUAUGUAUGCUAAUGCCUCCAUGGAUGGUGAGGCAGGCCAACAAUUAAGGUCAAAUAUGUUCUCUUUGACUGGAACUGGGUUUUUUGGCGCCGUUGGUCGGAGCAUAAACUUAGGGGGUCAAACUGCUCUGGCAUUACGAGUACUUUUGGCGGUUUUCUCAUCAAAGAUCUCGUCAGAAACCAAUCGUCCUUUUGGUGAUGAGUUCCGUGCUGCUCGAAAGGUCUCUGAAGAAGUUGGUGCUCAAAUAGUUCUGGGGGACCGGCCGAUUGAAAUAACUCUUGAAAGGGCUUGGAAUUCUCUGAAUUGGACAGAGAAACUGAGCUUGGUGGCCUCAGUUGUUCGUGGGAUAACCUCACCAUCUGAUAUGUCCCAGAAGAAUCUCAAGGAAUCAAGUGCAAGUGAUGAUGGCACAUUUCAGCUUUAUGAGCAGCUAAGUUCUUCAUAUCCUUCACUCCUCCAGCCUCUGAUACAUGAACGAGACACUUACCUUGCAUGGUCUCUAAAGAGGAGCAAAGCUGUGAAUAAGAGUAAGAGAGUGGUGGGGGUUAUUGGAAAGGGACACAUGAAUGGUGUAAUAUAUGCAUUGCUAGCUGAUCUGGGAGAUCUGCGGUUUAGGGACCUUGUAGGACAGAGGCCUUCAAGUCAAGCUACCAACGCUAGUUCUAAUGGCAAAUGGGUUGUCAAAUUGGUCCAGGACUUGGUCAGAGACACUGUCAUUGGCACCCUCCUGUGGGCAUUAUAUGAGCAGAUAAAAGGUGGGUUAUAGAGUAGAGUAGAUUUGAAAUCUCAAAUGGCUGAAAAUACUAUCUUUCUUUUUGUAUACAAAUUUGCUCAGUUGCUCAGAGGCACCUCAAAAGAAUUACAACUGGUACUUUACUUUGUUGUUAAGAUUUUUACUGCUUGGAUAAGGAUGUCAAACCAGCUU
Molecule: messenger RNA, 1363 nt
Organism: Prunus dulcis (almond)
Lineage: Eukaryota; Viridiplantae; Streptophyta; Magnoliopsida; Rosales; Rosaceae
Product: traB domain-containing protein
Exons: 8
Coding region: 50-1204 (384 amino acids)
Source: RefSeq, a predicted model, not a curated record